This is a messenger RNA of Botrytis sinoallii, 738 nucleotides long. RefSeq lists its product as uncharacterized. Lineage: Eukaryota; Fungi; Ascomycota; Leotiomycetes; Helotiales; Sclerotiniaceae. Bases 1 to 738 code for a protein of 245 amino acids. The transcript has 2 exons. The record is from RefSeq and is a predicted model, not a curated record.
AUGAAUGGGCACUAUUCCCCAGCAUUUGUUUUCAUUUCUCUAAAAUCAGGCCUAGUCGUCCUAUAUAGUCUUAGACUGAAGGUGGACGUAAAUGAAAUCAAUCAAUCAAUCAAUCAAUCAAUCGAAGUGUUGACGCUUGGUGAUGAGGUCUUCACAGUAGCAGGGCUAGUUUCGUCAUUGAACUUGGGAGCUAUUGAGCCAUUCACCGCGCCAACUCCAGACAUUACUCUAUUCAAACCGCAUGCUAUAUUUUCUCCCGGCUUAAUCGCUACUGAGACCAAUGGUCAGCCCAUUCAAGCAAUAGCCCGCUGUGGUAGCGAAGACGAAUCUGCUGUUGACAUACCUACCUUUACUACUCUGUCACCGGGUAAGCUCCCAGUCUCCUCCCAAAACUCUCUUGCGACAAUCACAGCACGCCAGGAUAUUGCGACUCUUACCCUCGCUGGUUGUGGUACUGCACCUGGUGGUUUGAUCACGUGUGCUCAAACUACAUUCAGCAACUGCGUUAGUUCAGCGGGUGAACAGACAUGCAAUGGGCAGAUUCCUUUGCCUACUUCCACUACUAAUGAAGUUCAAUCGUUCCUCCGGAUUGUUCCGACCACCCUGCAAAGAGAAGGAGAUAUUAUAACCACAAAUCUGGUCUCAGGCUUGUUUCGCACGACUCUUCAAGCUCGCGCAUCUCAUACGACAGUGAUUCCUAAUGCUUCUCAUGAGGACUUCAAUAGUGAUGAUAAGUAG